GUUACACGUAACGCCAUCACCAUGCAUCGUCUUACAAUGCUCAUAUUGUCACUGACAGUGCUGUUUGUGUUCGCAGAAUAUUCCGAGGACACAGAAGGCGCCAUACCAAGUAGACUAUUGAGGUCAGCUCAAGAAGCCAAUGACUUCAUGGGAAGUGAUCAAGACCUAGAUGACGAUAACGACCUCACUAAACGAGACUGGGAAAUGCCAGAAUUCGGAGAAUAUAAAGAGCGAAAUAACUGGCGCAAUGGUGGUCGACGUCCAGGUGGGGGCUGGGGACAGGGUGGUAAUGGCUGGGGCAGACCCGGCGGAGGACGUCCAGGAGGGAGCUGGGGUCGUUAUUAGGAUGUGAAAAAGGAAUGAGUUUUGUGGUACUCAUUACGAAUUUGGGAAAUAAAGUGAAUUGGAAAAAAUAUUCCACAGAAAAGACAAGAAUAAUAAACGAAGAAAUAACCGAAACCUUUGUUGUUCAGUAUAUUUAGUACCAAAUGGUGCCGUUAGAAUUGUUAUACAAAAUAUUACAUGGUUUUGCUGUUGGAAAACGGUAAUUUAUCUAAGGAGCAAAGGCAAGUAGGCCUAUAGUAUUCCGUUUCCUACCACAGCAGGGGCGGAGCAGUGUAGAAAAUAGUGGUACGGCUCGAGAUUCGCCAGACUCUCCUUUCAAAUUCAUCUGUGAAGGACAUUUUAACAAAUACAACAAAUAUGAACGAAAAAAGUGGUACGGUCAUGCCGCCCUUGCACAGGUACCCCCAAACAAAAACCCCUAAUACAUAUACUACAGUUACAUAUAUAACGAAAGUAUAACUCAUCCCAUGUCACUGUUUGGGGAUACCUGUAUUUCCUACAUGUGAGAAACCAUGUUUAAAACUAAUUUAAACACCACCCUAGUAAACCGAAAUUAAGGCUAUAUGCGACAGUAUGACCCACUUAUGUUUCAUCAGUGAAAAUCGGUAUCUGUAUUUCUAAUUUGUAAUAUAUACACUGACCUGUUUUGGUGAUAUCCAAACUGUGGAACAUUAACAAAACAAGCGAACUGUUGCAGCUUCUCCAUUUGUAAAAUAUAAAUCCAUAUCAAGUAAUCGAAUAUUUCUUUGUACACGUUAAAUAUGCUCAUAGACGUCAAAUAGCUAUACCGGUCACAUAUUUCAUAACUUCAGCUACAUUUUGAAGAAUGUAUGUAGAGCAACUUUGACGUCCAUAACCAUAUUGAAACGUCAUCGUAUUGUUGACGUAAUAAUUGUGUUUCCGGUAACGUCCAGUACACGAAAACUAUCGAAUAGUGCUGACCGAUUUAAAUUCCAGUUUUAUUCUUUUCGGAAUGCCGUCUGACCAAUCAAAACACAACUGACGUAAAUCCUGCAUCAGCCUAAGACACCCGGGAUGACUGUUCACGACAUACGGUCAUGUUAUGUGGAUACGGUGUGACAUUGGAUUAUGUAAAAUUAUAUACCAACUCUCGCUAAUUGUGGAAGUUUAGUAGAGGUGUGCGGUAUUACCGGUAUACCGGUAUUUUUUUCUGUCGUGGUACGUACCGGUACGUUUUUUACUGUACCGGUAUACUUCGGGACUUUCCGUGGACGAUGCCUUUACGGAAAUUUUCGAGAAAUAAAUUAUCAGUGUCAUGAAACAAAAUACAUAAUUUCGAGAAAUUAUUUUAAAAGCAUCCAAUGUUAAUGAUUGUUUGUGUUCCAUUAACAAAUCUUUGAAAAAAUAACGGAAUUUCCCAAAGUAUCUAGAAUCUCAAAACGUUGUCACUAGCAAAAACAUGGUAGGUGACGAGUUUGUUUUUCGCAACACACGUGCGAUACUGGUCAUUUGCAGGGCUCGCCCUGUUCGUCAAAGUCGCAAAUUACAAAAAAUAAUAAAAAUUGGCAAAAGAAUUUUCGAUUUGGCGAAAAGAAAAAUUAAGAAACUUUUUUAAUGUCGAUUUUUAGUCACCAAACAUGCUUUCAACCAAUUUUGUUCGACAGAUAUGCCUCGCGGUAUGCAUAAGCGCCAUUUGCAUGUCCGGGUGACCAGUAUACUAUUCAAUAGUGACUGCUUCUCGUAAAGCUACAAAAUGCGAUCAUAUAAUAAUACUGUUCAAAACAUGUUGCAUUGUUGAUACUGAAUGUUUUAUUAAUAGCUACAACAAGGUUUACUUUUUACUUGUCACGUUUCUAGCGUUUUGUCGUAUCAGAUAAUGUCGUAAAAUCUAGGUCACGUGGUUGAGUUCAUUUUACUGAAGUGAUGAGGAUUACACAUUGUUUCUCACAUAUACACAAUCAUUAUUAGUUGAAAUGUUCAAAGUUAACAGAUUUAAUUUUAAACAUAUUCAGUGGGGGAAUUAUAAUUUAUUGAUGCUAUGUCUACUUAUAUAAUAUUAGCACAGACAUGAUACAUCCCUCCGCCCCUGGAAUAUAAACAUACAAAAGUCUCGGAUCACGUUGCAAUGAAUUUAUGAAACUGAAAAAGGUUUUUUUCCAGUUGUGAAAGUCUGAAAGACGGUUACUCGCCAGUGUUUUGAGAACAAUAACAUAUAAUGACGUUUUCUUUGUUUCUGUUUUUGGGUGACUGGCUAUAAUCUUGAGUUGGAUACGAAUAUAAUUAUAAACAGUAUUCAGUUUAAAACAUAUAUAUAAGUUAGGAGGAGGGGAGUUACGUACUUAAAAAAUAAACCCACGAAAGCCCAACUAUCUCGUUUGCAUUCAUAAAAUAAAAUACUGCCAUUGUGGCUAUUUUGUUUCUAAAUUGUUUUUCUUCUAUAAACAUGAAUUCGUUACCAAAGAGAUUAAAGAUACAGGCCCAUAGCACAUAGCUUAUAUAUAUGGCCCAUUGGGCCUGUGGAAUUAGCACGAUAUCAGGAGGGUUGGGGAAGUAUGCAGAGCAUCUAGUGGGAUGGCACAGGUUACAUUUUGUAUCUUUAUAUAGAGCAGAACAAAAACAUCGGCUACUGAAUGUCAGACUUUUGGUAAUUUUGAUAUAUAGUCUUAGAGAGGAAACCCACUACAUUUUCUCAUUAGUAGCACAUACCACGACCUUUGCUAUUCCA
Gigantopelta aegis is the source of this 3031-nucleotide messenger RNA. RefSeq names its product neuropeptide-like protein 32. Bases 22 to 345 code for a protein of 107 amino acids. Lineage: Eukaryota; Metazoa; Mollusca; Gastropoda; Neomphalida; Peltospiridae. The transcript has 3 exons. The record is from RefSeq and is a predicted model, not a curated record.